CCUCUCCCUACCGUUCUCUUGUCUUUGCUCUGAGGAUUUCUAUCGCUGCUGUGAAUAGCAGUGCCACUCUUCCGAAUCAUACCACUAUCGACCAUCGCAUCAGCAUGCCAACGAAGAGGAUCCGAGAAUCCACUACGGUCGAAAGCGACACGUCUCUUAUGCAGACACCACCACCCAAGAAGACAGUCAGGAAGUCGGCUUAUUCUGACGACGAAGAAGAACGAUUCAUCAAGGCUUUGAUCGAGAUUGCGAAAGAUCACAUGUGGCAGAAGGUCAAGAAUGAUCCACUUCUCAUGUACAGGGGAGCGAACGGAAUCAGGUCGCAUAUUGAGGCACUGGUGAGGUGAUAAUGCAC
This is a messenger RNA of Kockovaella imperatae, 355 nucleotides long. RefSeq lists its product as hypothetical. The transcript has 2 exons. The coding region runs from base 105 to 347 and encodes 80 amino acids. The record is from RefSeq and is a predicted model, not a curated record. NCBI's taxonomy places the organism in Eukaryota, Fungi, Basidiomycota, Tremellomycetes, Tremellales, Cuniculitremaceae.